CCUGUUCGAACCGCCCGCAACCUGCCUGCAACCUGCCUGCCGCCGCUCGCGCCCUGCAACUCUCGAACUUAUUGCCUGCCGCGAGCUCUCCCCCCGCCCCCCUUCUCCCUCCCGCGCCGUCGCUUGUAUGGUAGAGUCCUAGCUACCAUAUAACCUCCCGCUUUCUUUGGCUCGUUCCAGCGAAACACACACGAUGCCUCUUGAGAGCAUUGUUUUUACUCCAGUCGCCGUCUCUGCUCCGUCUACCGGUCUGAUCUGUCGUGGAAAGUCGGCUUCUCGCGCCCUGCUCUAGGAGCCUUCCCUCCCUUUCGGCAUUCAAAGCUUCGUAACGAUCCAUGUGGUUCGUUGCGAAGCUCGCAUCUCGAUAGGCACACGAUCUGUUCAGCACCCUCUCGGUUUAAUCGGUAGACGCCGCUUGACGGCGACUGGAGGUCGUCUGAAACACCUCCGCCCCCCUUAGCCCAACCAAGAUGAUGUCGGCCGGCAUUCACGAACCGCCCUACUCCAUCCACCUCGCCCGCAAUGCGCCAUACAACCUGCCGCUAGCCGCCCUGGCAUCAUCAUCUUCCAGUUCACUCUGGUCCGACGUGGCUUCUCAGCACUCCGACGACAGCGUCUCGACCGCGGCGACAUCUGACUCGGACUCGUCCGAUUCGCACUACUUCUCGCGGGCCCCGACCUCGUCGCAAACUUCGGUUAGCUCGCUUGGCAGUUCAUGCGAAUCCGCGAUUCACCCGCACGGCACCUGCGUCAAGCAUCAAGCCCAGGCGCAUGCGCAGGUCGAGCUCCCUGCCGAGUUGCGCCAGAACCCGCGGCGUACCGGCACGUCAGCCACUUCGCGCACCGGGCGCCCGCCGUCGCUCGUGCGGCAGGCCGAUCGGAAAGUCAGCUUUGUCGAGAACCUUGUCGAAACUUCAACCCACAUUGUGGAGGCUAUUUGGCCCACCUCAUCGGUGCCCUCGCGCCAUGAUGGCGGAGGUAAGGCCGUGCUUCCGCUCCGCAAGUUCAUCGAGGAGACGCUGCGACGCUCCAGAACCAGCUAUUCCACCUUGCAGGUGGCCCUCUACUACCUGAUCUUGAUCAAGCCGCAUGUUCCGGUGGCUUAUGACUUCACCACGGAGCAGCCCAAUGACUGUCCCUCAAGCCAGGCGAUCCAAUGCGGACGCCGCAUGUUCCUCGCUGCGCUUAUCUUGGCGUCAAAGUAUCUGCAAGAUCGGAACUACUCGGCCCGUGCUUGGAGCAAGAUAUCGGGCCUGAACACGCUCGAGAUCAACCAAAACGAGCUGGUUUUCCUCUUGGCGGUCAACUGGAAACUCCACCUCACGGAGGAAAUCUACAAGCGGUGGGCCGAUUGCGUGUCCAAUCUCACGCCGACUCAGCCUCCUUCUCCCGGCGGAGCUGCGCAGCAGCUGUACGAACAGCAGUGCUACGAAUUCCGCCGCAUCAUUUUGAACCUGACUCCCGAUCUGGAUAAUCUGGAGGACCUCGCUCCCUGGUCGCCGACUCGAACCCACACCCAAGAGCUACCCCCCAGGUCCCUCUAUACGCCUCCUGCGGAACGUGCCGGCGCUUUUGCGUCGGACGUCGAGCUCGCCACGCCCUUCAAGCCUCACGGACUUCCCGCCGUGAUGGAGCCCGUGCCGUCGAUGACGCAUGCAUCCGGGCGUCUUGCUCCAGCCCUCGGCCUUCUGCCAACGCCGCGCUUGACGCCUCAGACCAGCGGAUUCAGCACUCCUGCAGCGGGUGCUGCGUCCUCUGUCCUGGGACGGAGCUCGUCGAUGGGCUUUGCAAUGGCGCAAGCCUCGGCAUCAAUCGUGGCCCAGUCCAUGGAUCGCUGGCCGCCCUCGGCCGCAUCGUCUCCUCUGAGCUACGUCACUCGUCGUUCCUCGCUUGCCAACUCGGUCUCCACCGCGUCUUCCCCCGAAUCGAUGAUAUCGGAUUCUUCCCGGGUUUCGCGCUCCUCCUCGAUCUCUUCUGCUUCCUCGGUUAGCGCGCCGUCAACCAGAAUGGAUGUACAGGCGCGAUGCCGGUAUGGAAAGCCGUAUGGUGACAGGUUGAGCCUGAGGCCAGCCAUUGCUUCGGUUCCGGAAGACGAUGAAGCAGCGUAUCUGAUGGCAUCACCCGAGCCCUAUGCUGUCCCAACUGGGAAGGAAUCUUGCUUCGUGUCUUCAGACAUGCCGCUGGCGCGCGGAGAACGCGAGAUGGACGAUGCCGCGCGGGCACUCCAGGAAUUGCAACGCCAUGGUGCCGGCCGGCCUGCGGUGCAAGUCAAAGCUGGAUCAAAGCGGAGCCGGGCUCUCUCGAUGGAGAACUCGCUUCAGGACGAUGUUCGCGAGAUGCUCGCCAGCCAACACAAGAGCAACAGCUCGUGGCCAGAGACGAUGGUUCAUGUUCGUGCUGGGGCUUCCCGUCGAUCCUCCCAAGUGUCGGUCCUGAAAGGUAGCGGACACAAGCGCAUCUGCUGUUCGACUGAGGCGGCUCUGCCGCUCCGGAUCCCUUCCCUGCACCCUGCCGUCGGAGGAUACGGCGGCCCGGGGAUGUGGGAAGGGCACACCCUUGUUCUACUAUUGUUCUCCUGUAUCGUACCUUUUUGGGGCGUGGUGGCGGAAGGUGGUCUUGAUGAGUUCUUUGAUUCCAGUUACCAGCCUUGGAGACAUCUAGCUCAUAGACGGCUUAGAUGGCAGGCCAAGGGAAACGAGCGAAAAGUACGCUACGUUUUGGGUUUGCAUGCAUGGUCCUGGAUUAUGGGGACAUGGGCAUUGGGGGCGGGUGAAGGCGGAAUCUUGUCGAAUUCAUUGGGCAAAGCAGGUUGCUGUGUACGAUGAGGGGAGCCGUAUUCUUCUUUUCCUCUUCCGCCUUAUAUUCUGCCGUCUUUCGGUUAGGAGUUGAGUCUCGGCGUCCAGGCGCCCAGGAUGCCGACGAGGGAAAUGGGAAACUCUUCGGAGCGUAGUGGACAGCUCCUGGCAUCGGGUGGCGGGCUGAGGGCUGGAAAGCUGCUGAAGCCCUUCUCGUGUAUGGCCUGACGAGCGGCGAGGGGUCCGCAAACC
Molecule: messenger RNA, 3047 nt
Organism: Thermothielavioides terrestris NRRL 8126
Lineage: Eukaryota; Fungi; Ascomycota; Sordariomycetes; Sordariales; Chaetomiaceae
Exons: 3
Coding region: 471-2825 (784 amino acids)
Biological process (GO): regulation of cyclin-dependent protein serine/threonine kinase activity
Cellular component (GO): nucleus; cyclin-dependent protein kinase holoenzyme complex
Molecular function (GO): cyclin-dependent protein serine/threonine kinase regulator activity; protein kinase binding
Source: RefSeq, a predicted model, not a curated record